Aspergillus sclerotioniger CBS 115572 is the source of this 4569-nucleotide messenger RNA. Its product is annotated as CLN3-domain-containing protein. Gene Ontology annotation, cellular component: membrane; cytosol. Gene Ontology annotation, molecular function: sterol ester esterase activity; triacylglycerol lipase activity. NCBI's taxonomy places the organism in Eukaryota, Fungi, Ascomycota, Eurotiomycetes, Eurotiales, Aspergillaceae. The transcript has 7 exons. The record is from RefSeq and is a predicted model, not a curated record. Bases 1 to 4569 code for a protein of 1522 amino acids. Gene Ontology annotation, biological process: triglyceride catabolic process.
AUGAUGAAAUUUCGGCCGAGACUGUGUCUAUUUUCCGCCUUACGGACAGCGCCAGCACGCCGCUGCUUUGCGACUGAGGCGCGGUUAACGUCGGAUCAUGUCCGCAUCGUCGAAGUCGGUCCACGAGAUGGCCUCCAGAACGAAAAAAAAUCGAUUCCCCUCGAGACCAAGCUCCAGCUCAUUGAGAAACUGUCGAAGACGGGUGUAACCACAAUUGAGGCGGGAUCUUUUGUGCCGGCAAAAUGGGUGCCCCAGAUGGCAAGCACUGCGGAGAUCUGCGAGCAUCUCCUCCAGACCCCGCCACAGUCGCAGAACGUCAUCGCCUACAACUACCUCGUCCCGAAUGUGCGGGGUCUCGAGAACCUUAUUAAGAUCAUGGAUGCCACCGGUGUCCCGGCAGAGUCAGCUAGGUCAAAAUCGAAUUCCUCGGCAACCACCGAGAUUUCAUUGUUCGCAGCAGCUACGGAGGCGUUCUCCAAGGCCAAUACCAAUUGUACAAUUGAGGAGUCGCUGGACCGUAUCCGUCCAAUUGUGGAUCUAGCGAAAACAAAAAAUAUCCGAGUGAGGGGGUACGUGUCAGUGGCCCUGGGCUGCCCGUAUGAAGGCCCUGAUGUGCCUCCAGCCAAGGUGGCUGAUAUUACAGCAACGCUGCUUGAAAUGGGAGCCGACGAGGUGUCCGUAGCUGAUACCACGGGUAUGGGCACAGCACCCCGCACAAUGGCGUUGCUGCAAGCUCUCAAAGCGGCAGGCAUUGCAAAUACGGAUCUCGCAUUGCAUUUCCAUGAUACCUAUGGACAAGCUCUCGUCAACACCAUUGUGGGAUUGGAGCACGGUGUCCGCAUCUUCGAUAGCAGUGUUGGCGGUCUGGGCGGUUGCCCUUACUCCAAAGGCGCGACGGGAAAUGUAGCGACGGAGGAUCUUGUUCAUACCAUCCAUAGCCUCGGCAUGCACACGGGCAUCAAUCUGGAGGAGAUGUCGAGGAUUGGCUCAUGGAUCAGUGGAGAGCUUGGACGGUUUAACGAAAGCCGGGCGGGCAAGGCCAUAUUGGCACGGAUGGAGGCAGAAGAGCAGUCAAUGUUACCCCUUCCCGGAGCCCCGUCUUCCUCAUGGUCCCGAUUCCGGGAGCGAUUCGGGGCAUUGUUCCAUGGCGCUGAUCCCAGGGUCUGCAUUGCAUUCUGGCUACUUGGCUUGAUCAACAAUGUCCUCUAUGUUAUCAUCCUUUCCGCGGCCCUCGAUCUGGUGGGGCCCAGCGUCCCCAAGGGCGUUGUCCUUCUCGCAGACGUCAUUCCCUCCUUUGUAACCAAGCUGGUUGCGCCCUAUUUCAUCCACCUGAUUCCCUAUCCUAUCCGGGUGAUGUUUUUCGUCCUGUGCUCUGCGAUGGGCAUGCUCUUGGUGGCAUUAAGCCCCGCGUAUACGGAAGGGGGUACCAUAUCCACCAAGAUCGCGGGCAUUAUUCUGGCGAGCUUGUCUAGUGGAGGAGGCGAACUGAGCUUCCUCGCACUGACGCACUUUUAUGGACCGUUCAGCCUGGCAGCCUGGGGCAGUGGCACAGGGGCCGCCGGACUGGUCGGUGCUGGGGCGUAUGCCGUGGCCACUACCUCCAUGGGAUUCAGUGUCAAGGCAACGCUGCUAGCAUCGGCGUGCUUGCCGGUGAUCAUGGUGGUGAGCUUCUUCGCAAUCCUGCCAAGAACGUCCAUGGGUCCAUUGUCAGCCGCAUCGACCCAGUAUCGUGCGAUUGACGAAGAGGAUCGGGAAGAUCCACUUGAUGAGCGGGACGGUCUGCUCGGCUCCUCAAAUGCCCCGAGCCGGGAUCAAAAGGCUACCGAUACCAGCGGAGGCCUUGGCUGGCAGGCUUUCCGAGCCAAUUUGCGGCGAGCCAAGGGCCUUUUCUUUCCUUUUAUGCUUCCACUUUUGUUGGUCUAUGUCGCCGAAUAUACGAUCAACCAGGGAGUCUCGCCGACUCUGCUAUUCCCUCUUGAAGGAUCGCCGUUCGAGCACUUCCGGGCUUUCUAUCCCGCAUACAAUGCGAUCUACCAGGUUGGUGUGUUUAUCUCGCGAUCGUCGACUCCUUUCUUCCGGAUCCACGAUCUGUAUCUCCCGUCGUUCUUGCAGAUUGUUAAUCUAGCGGUGUUGACGCUGCAUGCCUUGUUUGAUUUCAUCCCGAGUGUGUACAUUGUCUUUGCCAUCAUCUUCUGGGAAGGGCUGCUGGGGGGUCUAGUCUACGUGAAUACAUUUGCCGAGAUCGGGGACCGGGUUCCCAAGGAAGACCGCGAAUUCUCGCUCGGAGCAACCACGGUCAGCGACUCGGCCGGCAUCUGCAUUGCUGGGUUUGUGGGGAUGCUGUUUGAGGUGUGGCUGUACCACGUCCUGGGGAGGCCGUCUACCAAAUUCCGCAAAAUCCAGGUUCUUGCUGUAUUCCUGUUCUGGUCGCUUUAUCUCUUCAGAGGAAACAAGCAUGGCCCUCCCGUUGUCCGCAAGUUCUCCUCGCGCCUCUCGGAAAAGCUAAGCGUCUGGCAAACCACCGUCCUCGUUUUCCUCUGGCUCUACAUCUCCCGCAACUUCGCCAAGAUCGUUGGGCUGGAGUGCCCCGAGCCCCUGGCAAAUCUAUACUCGCGCUCCUUCUUCCGGGCAACAUGGAUCACCACCGCGUUGGAUGCUGGCUUUUGGACGGCAAUGGGGGUCAAGCCAAAGUGGCUCCGGGAUAUUGCGUCGCUGGUGUUCUCUGGCUACUACCUUAUCGCAGCCGAGCGGGCGGAUGAGAAGGUUCGCCGGGUCCGAGCCACACUCACGGUCGAGCAUAUGCGGGUGUCAUGGAACAAAAGUACCACGCCGUAUCUCUGGACACUUGCCAGUUUGGUGCGCCCGCGACUCACUCGGUACCCUCCUCGUGCCAUUCGCAUCCCCCGUCCGGCGUCGUCGAUCUAUGAGGAGCCGACCAGUGCAUGGUUGUACUUUGAUGGACCGCUGGCUGCACUGCGGGAUCAAACAUGUAUUGUGUUAGAUAUUCCAGGCGGUGGGUUUGUUUCGAUGAGCCCGCGGCAUUCCGAAGACCGCCUGCUGGCCUGGGCGGCAAAGACCGAGGUACCGAUCUUGAGUCUCGACUACAAGAAAGCCCCAGAGUAUCCGUAUCCAUAUGGGUUGAAUGAAUGUUACGACGUCUAUCAUUCCAUCGUCUCCACCCGCGGUCGCUGCCUGGGGCUCAACGGAAGGACGCGGCCUCGGAUUGUCAUCACCGGCGACAGUGCCGGGGGGAGUCUUGCUACCGGCGUCACCCUCAUGGUGCUUCAAUCUGGCAGUUCGAACGCCCCUCCAUGGCAGGGUCAAAACAUGCUUCCACCUCCAGACGGGCUAGUCCUCGCCUAUCCUGCGUUGAACAUGAAGAUCGAAAGUUGGAUGACGGAAGAGCAGAUGGCGUUGAUCCAGGAGAAGAGCACACGCCGCACAAAUGAGAACGUUUUGCGGCGGAAGGAUAUGGACUAUCAGCGGUUGACGCCGUUCACCUCACCUGGAACGUCUUUUGGGGAUUUCUUCUCUGACGCGGACCAGGAAGCUAGUAAUCUAGGCGAGGUAACCACCAAGCAAUUGGAGCUGCACCAAAAGCUUAACGCCCGCGCUGCAGAGGCGGCCGCGGUUGCUGAACACCAGCCCAAACAGAUUCGCACUCGAUUAGCCGUGUCGUCGGUGAUAUCGUAUGUCAAUGAUCGAAUCCUGACCCCAGAAAUGAUGCGAGCAAUGAUUAUCCUGUAUAUCGGGCCCCACAAUCGUCCCGACUUCAACACGGACUAUCUCCUCUCCCCAACCCUGGCUCCAGAGGCGCUGCUGGCGCGCUUCCCCAAGACCUACAUCAUCACCGGCGAGCGCGAUCCCCUAGUCGACGACACGGUCAUUUUCGCCGGGCGACUUCGACAAGCCAAGCUACGUCAGUUUCAAGAACGACAGGAGCUGGGACUCGAAAAGUCCAGCCGCGCGUUCCGGGAGAAAGACCAUGUCGAGGUAUCUCUCAUCCCGGGGAUCUCACAUGGGUUCAUGCAAAUGGCAGGCCUGUUCCCCGAGAGCUGGAAGCACAUCAACCGAUGCGCGACCUGGUUGCAGGAUCUGUUCGAGAUUUCUCAAGCCAAGAGGCCAUCCUCUAGUUUGCUCCGGUCACUCGCCGACAGUGCGUUACCUAAAGUACCGCAAGUAUUCCGGCCCAACCACAAGCGUCGUCUCACCGGCGAGUCAUCCGCAGACGAGGACCGGCCCCUUGAAAUGGGCGUCAGCCGGUUGACACCACUAACACCGUUGGCUCGAAGCUCGAGUGCCCCCGUUGACGAUGAAGCUGGUGGUCAUGAGGGAUUGGAUAUCAAGAAGGAGCGCAUUCGUAGUGUCUCCCGAGGUCGGACUCUGCGUCCUGGUAUCACCAGAAAGCAACAUCUCGUGCCCUCAAAGCUGAGCAUCCCAUAUCCGGAUGGAUACUUCUCCGAGGCCAACAGUCCGGUUGCUUUGCGCGAGCGGAACCGGAGUUUAACCAGUCUUGCCAGCGAGGAGGACCUGCUGGACCGGCGGAUGAGUGGGUUGGCGGGGGGUUGA